UGAGGAGCCAACCGACAAUUUCUAAAAUGUAGUUGACCAUUUUUCUUAUAGCUGCGGAACUAUUUGUUCCUUAUUUUGUUACCUUGCCGCCUGGUUGGGAUGAUAUUUAUGUGGAAUUUUGUGACUUUUGAUAUAAUUAUGUAUGUGAUGUUAUAUGUCCGACUAGCUUGCUUGCUAGCUAACAGACUAGCUUGCUAACUGCGUUGCUUUGAUCACGUGAGCACUUUCAGCUGCGUUGAGUCACGGUUCCUACAGGGUUCUACGCGGCCUGAGCGGGACCAGGACACGCACGGGAACGGCCCGGGAGAAGGAAUCACAGGAGCAAAGUUGUCAUUGUCCUCCUACAAGCUGCUGGCCAUGGAGCUUCUGAUGGAUCGCCUGGAGACUGCAGUGUGGCGACUGGAGCAGGUGACGGCGUCCCGAGUCCUGACUGAUGGCGACCACGUCAACGGCAUGGAUGGAGCUGUGUGCGAGGGUGUGGACGCCUUCGAUGCACUGCUCAGAGGUCCCCUGGCAGAAUACCUCAACAUCAGCCGAGCCAUCGGGAGCCAAGUGGAGAAACAUGCGGAGAUGGUCAACAAAGCCCUGGAGACUCAGAAGACCUUCCUCAAAAUGGCGACAACACACCAGGAACCUGCGCAGAUGGAACUUCACGACCUCCUCAAGCCCAUCUCCGACCACAUCCAGGAGAUCCAGAACUUCAGAGAUCGAAACCGGGGCAGCGAGCUCUUCAAUCACAUGUCGGCCGUCAGCGAGAGCAUCCCCGCCCUGGGCUGGGUGGCCGUGAACCAGAAGCCGGGUCCUUUUGUCAAGGAGAUGAACGACGCCGCCAUCUUCUACACCAACAGAGUGCUGAAGGACUACAAAGAAAGUGACCGUCGCCAUGUGGACUGGGUGCGCUCCUACCUGUCCAUCUGGACUCACAUGCAGACCUUCAUCAAGCAGCAGCACCCAGUAGGACUCAUGUGGAGCAAGACUGGUCCUAUUGCUCCUCCUUCUCUCUUUGAGGGCCCAAGUGCUCCUCCUCCUCCUCCCCCUCCUCCACCCCCUCCCCCAGCGUUGUCCGGUGAAGACCCCCGGGCACCAGGCGACGUCUCCUCAGCAUCAUCUGCCCAGCACUCUGCUCUCUUCGCUCAGCUCAACCAGGGCUUGGACAUCACCAAAGGUCUGAAGCAUGUGCCGGACCAGCAGAAGACCCACAAGAACCCCCAACUGCGCUGCCAGGAAGCACCUGGGGGCCACGGUGCCAAAGCGGACUCCAAGAAGUCCCCCGAGAAGAGCGGCCCCCAGAAGAAGCUCCCCCUGCUGGAGCUGAAGGGCAAGAAGUGGAUGGUGGAACACUUUGAGGAGAGACCAGACCUGCUGAUCCAGGACACGGAGCUCAAACAGGUGGUCUAUGUCUUCGGGUGCAACAACUCCACUCUGCACAUUAAAGGGAAGCUCAACUCCAUCAUCAUAGAUAAGUGCCAGAAGAUGGGCGUGGUGUUUGAGAAGGUCGUGGGCAUCGUGGAGGUGAUUAAUUCCAAGGCUGUGCAGUUACAGGUGUUGGGUACAGUGCCAACUAUUUCCAUCAACAAGACAGAGGGUUGCCAGGUGUACCUGAGCCGUGAUGCCUUGCAGUGUCAUGUGGUUAGUGCCACCAGCUCAGAGAUGAACGUCCUGGUGCCACAAGGAGACGACGACUACAAAGAGUUUCCAGUUCCAGAACAGUUCCGAACCGUCUGGGAUGGAAACAAGCUGGUGACAGAACCUGCUGAGAUGGCAGCUUGACCAAGUCAUGUGACCACUGAUCCAUGACAUCAUACAUUGACCUUCUCAUUAUUUCAUCACCUUUUAUUUGGCCUUAAUUUAUUAUCAUUAUUAUUAUUAUCCUCAUAUCGUCAUUAUGGGGUAGGACAAAAAAUAAUUUAUUCCGAUUAUGAAUCAAUUGUAUUAAUAAAACUGUGUUAAUACUUUUA
Messenger RNA from Nerophis lumbriciformis (worm pipefish), 1958 nucleotides. RefSeq names its product cyclase associated actin cytoskeleton regulatory protein 2 (gene cap2). Gene Ontology annotation, molecular function: adenylate cyclase binding; actin binding. NCBI's taxonomy places the organism in Eukaryota, Metazoa, Chordata, Actinopteri, Syngnathiformes, Syngnathidae. The record is from RefSeq and is a predicted model, not a curated record. Gene Ontology annotation, cellular component: cytoplasm. Gene Ontology annotation, biological process: cell morphogenesis; actin filament organization; cytoskeleton organization.